Prinia subflava (tawny-flanked prinia) is the source of this 2230-nucleotide messenger RNA. It is a transcript of the gene VPREB3, whose product is annotated as V-set pre-B cell surrogate light chain 3. The coding region runs from base 1502 to 1879 and encodes 125 amino acids. The transcript is spliced from 2 exons. The record is from RefSeq and is a predicted model, not a curated record. Gene Ontology annotation, biological process: immunoglobulin production; immune response. NCBI's taxonomy places the organism in Eukaryota, Metazoa, Chordata, Aves, Passeriformes, Cisticolidae.
GGAGCAGGAGGCAGUGGGGUUUUGCAGCCCCAUGGUGCACAUGGUCGUGUGCCAGCUGCAUCUUCUGUUUGGUGCCCAAAUGUUGCUGUGGAAGUGCCCUGCAGUCAGGGCCCUGGAGCAUCAUCCCCUUUUCCUGUGGAAAAUAUGGAUGAAAUCAUGUCCCUGGGCUGCUCAGCAGAUGGGGAGGGUCAGAAUGGUGGGAACCAGUAACAACACUGAUGUGCUGCAUUAUCCAGUUCCUGCUGCUCUGAGAACAAAUUCCCUUUCUCUGGAGUGCCCCUCUUUGCGUGAGGAGGUGAUUUUCCUCACCAGGUUUCAUUUCACAGUCAGUCUAAUCCAUGACCUGCUCAGAGCUUGGGACAAGGGGUGUGUGUGUGUGUGUGACACUCCUCCCCUAGGACAUGUGCAGGGACACUCGUGUUCAUCUUGCCAGCACUUUGCAGAAUUAGGGCAACAGCUGGAGCUGUACCUGCAGUGUGCUUGUGCCUGCAAGAGCUCAGGGCCCUGGCUGCAUGAAACACAAACUGCUGAUACCUGCAAGGGCAAACUUGCAAACAUCUUUGGCUGGGGGCCUCUGUGGGUGCUGCAGGGGGAGGGAGUGGCUGUCCCUGGAUGGUGAUGAGGUGGCCCUGGCAGGGGCUGGGCCUGCCUGUGGAGGGCAGGAGGCACUCAUGGGCUCUGGCACUUGAGAAGUGCCUGCUGCCCUCACUGCUGAGGCCAGUCGGGGCUGGUGGCCGUGUGACACAGUGUCCCUGGGCCCCGUGACAGGUGUCCCAGGCAAAAGGGGCUGCACACCCGCUGAGCCGGUGGCCGUUGGCUGUGACGGUCUGCUGUCCUUCCGCAGCAGCUGUGCUGCAGCCACCUCUGCUCCCUGGGGACACGCCUCCUGCCUGGCUGCCCAUGGCUGCUGCUCCUGAGGUGCCCUGGUGAAGGGGCAGCUCCCUCAGCAGCUCCCAGCCCCUGCUGUGAGUUAUGCUGAGACCCUGCCAAGUCAUUCCUGUCACAGUGAUGGAGCUGCAUGAAGGGAGUGGCAACUUUCCUUAUGCUGCUUCUGUGAUGGAACAGCUGCCUCCCCCAUCUUCUGCUGUCCCUGGUGGCCCCCGGGCUGCUGCCUCCCAGGGCAUCCUUGGCAUGGUGUGGCUCAGGCUCCUGGCCUCCUGCCUGCCUGGCAGCAGAGGGCUUGAGUGUGAGACCCCAGGGAAACCUCUCUGCUUCUCUCAUCAGCAGAAAUGGUCAGCGAUGGCACUGCCCAGGGCAAGGGGUGCUGGGGUGGGCUGUGGCUGUGUUGGUGCAGCUGAAGGAAAUGGGCUGGGGUGAAGGUGCCUGGCUCUCACCCCCUCCCUGAAGCCCAGCUGCAGCAGAGCGAGCAGCCCCGGGGAGCUGAGUCCCUGAGCCCCCUGUGUCAUUUACAUACAUCCCGCCAGGGCCCACGGCACCACCCUGGGUCUGUGCAGCACCCCAGACCCUCUCUGAAACAGCCUCCCUUCCUCUGCCUCCUGCCAUGGCCCUGGGCUUCACCGUCCUGCUGCUGGUGGGGACGCUGGGCACAGCUUCCAGGGCUCAGCCCGUGCUGACCCAGCCGCACUCCGUGUUCGUGCUGCCCGGGCAGACGGCUCGGCUGUUCUGCACGCUGAGCUCCGAGUACAACAUCAGCCAGUUCGGCAUCUCCUGGUACCAGCAGCGCCCCGGGCACUCCCUCAGGUAUCUGCUCUAUUACAACUCCGAGCGAGACAUGCACAAGCCUGCCAAGACUCCCGACCGCUUCUCGGCCACCAAAGACCUCGCCAGCAACACCUGCAUCCUCACCAUCGCAUCUGCCUGCCAGGAUGACAACGGCACCUACUACUGCUCCCUGUCACCUGCCUUCCAAUGGCUCUAGAAACGGGGAACUAAAGCUUUCCGUGCUUUCCUGGGCGACCCUGACAUGCAGGGAGAGCAGCAGUCCUGGGAGGGGUGGGAAAAAUCCAUCUUUGCAUGCUUGAGCGGGCCCCGCAGCGCUGCCUGGUGCUGGGAGGUGCAGCAACCUCGUCUUUGUCCCCAAGCGUCCCCCACGGGGCAUCAGACAGCCCGCCAGGGCCGCAGGGCAGCCAGGGCCUCCUGCUGCAGGGGAGGAUGGAGGGCUCUGCUGCGGCCUGGCCUUCCUGGGCUCUCCCAGCACCUGGCACGAGGUGGCCUCAACCUGGCAGGGGCUUCCGCAGAGUUUGGCUCACCUGUAAUAAAGGUUAACCCU